AAGAAACAAAUAGUACAGAUUUAAUAAACCUAAUUCAUUUUAGUUGGCCUAAUAAAAUAGGCAAACAAGAUAGUAUAUGUACAUCCCAUAAUCUGUUUACGUUGAUAUGUUUUAAACGGUUAAGGACAGGUGAAAUAUGAGUUUUGAAGGGAGAAAUUACUGUGAAACAUGUACGUUAAGAACGGCUUUAGUUUUGUUCGGCGGAUUUUUGGUGCAUCUAGCUUUAGGGGCUAUGUACACAUUCGGUAACUUUGCGCCAUAUUUUAUUUCUUACAUACGUAACCGGACAGACGACACGGAGAUCAGAAAUGUGGAUAGUUUGUGGAUAAAUGCCGCCGGUACCGUCGGAAAUUGUGUUGGUUUGACUGUUGGUGGCAUAUUUGCGCAUUUAUUUGGUGCAAGGAUUGCAACUCUUAUAGGGUCGGUUGUGUUCUGCGGUUCAAUUGGUGCCAAUUACUUCAGUGUAAAUCAUUCGUUUAUUGCUGUUGUGUUCACAUAUGGACUCACAGGCUACCUUGGGCACAAGUUGACCUAUGGAACGCCCGUUCAAACGGCGAUAAAGUGGUUACCAGAACAUUCAACAUUGGCUGCCGGUAUUAUUGUUAGUGGGACUGGAGGAGGUUCUUUAAUCUUCAACCAAGUUAUAACAGGUUAUAUAAACCCGGAUAAUCUGUCUCCAGAUUUGAUCACGGCGGAUGGUGGGAGGUAUUUCACACAGCCAGAGCUGCUAGAUAGAGUGCCGACAUGUUUUCUGAUCCUCAGUGCAAGUUAUUUUGCCUUGCAGCUUAUUGGUAUUGCAUGCAUUUCAGACCCACCAAUUACUUCAUCACAGGAUCCUUUACAUAUGGUGAAUAGCAAUAAAGAAAGCGUUGGAAAGCCAUGUGUCGAACUAAAAUGGUAUAAAACCAGCGAAGAUAGUCCACAACACAUUGAUUCAAAUGUUAAAAAACAGGCUGAAGAUUAUGACAAUUUUGGAUAUGUUGGCGUUGAAAACGUUAAAGUUGAUUCUGAGAAAAACGCAAAUGUGCCCAAUGGUGAAAACGCCGGUUUGCCCAAUGGUGAAAAAGCAGCAAGUAAAAAGAAUGAGGAAGAUGUCAGCGUUCCUGAAGAACUUGGGAUAAUCGAGGCCAUAAAGUUUGCAUUGAGGUGUCGCAGUUUCUACGUAGUAUGGUUGACUAUAAUGCUUAUGAACGGUGGCAUGCAGUUUAUAAAUGGCCUAUAUAAGGCUUAUGGGCAGACGUUUAUAGCAGACGACCAUUUCCUGGCACUCACAGGCUCGCUCGCGGCCAUUUUUAACUGUAUUGGUCGUCCAAUAUGGGGAGCAGUUAUGGACAGAACAGGGUUUAGAGUUGCUGUGAGAUGCGUCUCAGGAGGUUUUGUUAUUAUGCUGGCCACACUUAUUCUUACUGAGCAUCUUCCAAAGUAUCUUUUCUUAGUGUGGAUCUGUGCCUUGUACUUCUUUUUCUGUGGUAUUUGGUCUAUAAUGCCGGCUACACUUGCAAAACUGCUGGGACCACAACAUAUGGCAAUAAACUAUGGAAUAAUAUAUACCGGGCUGUCUGUGGUUAGUAUACUCGGAAGUCUUUUUGGAACAUCAUUGAAGGCAAUGAUAGGCUGGCAUGGUUUAUUCUCUAUGGCAGCUGGGCUUGGAGCGUUAGUUUUUCUGGUGACGUUUCUUUUCAAUGGAAUAGAUAGAAAUGGAAAGGAGAUAUAACAUAAACUUCACCUAAUCAGAUACAAUGUUUAGAAUGUUCAAUGUAUAUCCAAAAUACUAGUAUUUAUCUAGCUGUAAGCAACAUGAAUGUUCAUCAAUAUAGUGUCGAUUUUCUGGCAAGAUCAAUUUGAUAAUAAUGAAAAUGUGACUUACUUCAAACAUUGAUAUUUUGGUAGUUCAUUUUUGGAAAAAAAAAUAGAUGACUUAAUUUAACAAACUAGUGAUUGCCACUAUCUCCUCAAAUAACCGACUAAUAACCCUGCAUGAAUAAGUGGUAUAUCAGAUUGAAAAACUUAGAUAUAAUUACUUUCAAAAUAAUUAGGACUAUUUAGCAAUGAAAUUUCUUCUUAUACAAUUAAAUGUUAUGCAAUGUGAACUCCCAAUCCGAACCAUGAAACACUUCAGAAUGUGUCUAUAUACAUGCUGGUCGUUUAGGAAAAGUUAACACGAUGUGUUUACCUGUUUUGCUUUAACAUUAACACGUUUAUAAAUAAAAUUGAAAUGUAUGGAAAAUGUAGUCUUGCAGAACUAUUUCUCUAUAAUUGGAUGACAAAAACGCAACUUAAUGAAAUAUCAGUGUAUUUUUUGUUAUUCGUGUCAUAUUUUGAAAUAUAAAAUGAAUCACUUACUUCAUUUUUU
Messenger RNA from Ruditapes philippinarum (Manila clam), 2353 nucleotides. RefSeq lists its product as uncharacterized. Gene Ontology annotation, biological process: transmembrane transport. Bases 137 to 1714 code for a protein of 525 amino acids. The record is from RefSeq and is a predicted model, not a curated record. Lineage: Eukaryota; Metazoa; Mollusca; Bivalvia; Venerida; Veneridae. The transcript is spliced from 11 exons. Gene Ontology annotation, molecular function: transmembrane transporter activity.